AUGGCUGAUAUCAAUGAUCGAUCCCGUAUUUCGGUGUCUCCAUUUGGAGACCCAAUUCCUGUCAACACUGCAGAGUUUCGAGCAGUAACCCAUGAGCCAACAAUGUCUGACGACGACAUAAUCAUGUCGGAUCCGUCGGCGAUCUUCAUCACUUCGCCCAUGCGGGUCGUCAUUGACCUCACUUGCGACGAUGAGACCGAUCAAGCCAUUGAAGAAUUGACCUCUGACAUGGCACACGUUACGGCUCCAUCUGCCAUCCCCGGUGACGACUCAGCAAGUGGCCGGUCUUCCGGCAACUCAUCUGUCAUCAGCAACCAGUCCCCCGGCUGCAGCCCAACGCCAGAGACGACGCAGCAAGAAAUAAACAUUGGGGGUAUUGUGUUCAAAGCCGGAAUAUCUCUGGAGUUUGAUGAUGGGUCCUUCAUGCGUGUCGAGGACGUGAUUCCUCAGCCUCAUGACCUGCGCUUUUUCGGCCGGCGUCUUUACCGCACAACUCACCCCGAAGCCAAGACAUAUCUGCCAAAAAUGAACGACGAACUGGUCUGGCUCACUCAGAACACCGACCACGUGAGCAUUAAGAAAGUCAAGCGGGUUGUGCCCAUUUGCUUCACCAACUUUCGGACCGACUUUAACACACCGGGAGAUGAACUGACUUGCCGACUGAAGCUCACGAUUCGCCAGACCGGAGUUGUGAUCAUCCCUGGUAAUGCACCUUUGAGUGCAGAGCAGUGUGCCAUUGAAUGGCUGACCUUCUCUGAAUCAGACCCAGGACAUGGCAAGCCCGCAAACCUGCUGCGAGAUGAAUGGAGAGGCCAGACUGUGCCUUUCGGUGAGGCUAGUGCAUCUUCCUUGGCCAUGGAUCUUGAACGACAAGGCGUGAUCGAUCUGACUACCCCUGACCGUGCGUAUACCUUUGGUGACGCGUACUGUGGUGCUGGUGGUGUGUCUUGCGGGGCCCAACAGGCCGACGUGAAGCUCCAAUGGGCCGUUGAUAUUGACAAGCAUGCACUGGAAACAUAUCAGCUGAAUUUCAACGACGUAGAGGUCGAGCAUUCCGAUUUCUUCAGUUUUCUUACCAACGAUCCACAAUUCCUGCGAGUCGAUAUUGCACACUGCUCACCCCCUUGCCAAACCUGGUCUCCUGCUCAUACUGUGCCCUGUCCUCGCGAUGACGCCAACUCGGCGUGUGUAUUUUCGGCUGGAAGUUUGAUUCGAGAGUCACGGCCCCGGGUGUUGACUAUGGAGGAAACCAUGGGUUUGCCGCAGCGAUUCCCCGUUAUCUUUAACCGAGUUGUACUGGACAUGGUCGAGUUUGGAUAUUCUGUUCGCUGGUCAGUGCUGGGGUGUGACGAAUAUGGUGUGCCUCAAGAGCGGAAGAGACUGCUUCUUAUUGCUGCAGGACCCGGUGAAGUUCUUCCACAUUAUGCCCAACCCACUCAUGGUAUGCCUGGUCACGGUUUACUUCCCAGGGAGACUAUUUCAUCCACUAUUGACAACAUCCCUCCCGAUGCCGACGACCACAACGUCGAAGGGGCCCUGGCGCGGUGGGCUCUGAGCCAUCGGCCCUCUUUUGAUCGCAACUCUCUGGCUAGGACCAUUACUUGCGGGGGCGGUGAAUACAACUACCACCCCUCGGGCACCCGGCCCUAUACAAAUCGUGAGAUGGCGCUCUUGCAGACAUUCCCUCUGGACUUCCAGUUUACUGGGAGAUUCAUGCGCAAGCAAAUUGGGAAUGCCGUGCCCCCGCUCUUCGCCAAAGCUAUCUACGGAGAGAUCGUCAAGUCUCUGCGUCAGACUGAUACAGAGGAAGCCAUGGGAAUCUUCCAUUGA
Messenger RNA from Penicillium concentricum, 1830 nucleotides. RefSeq names its product DNA cytosine methyltransferase. The record is from RefSeq and is a predicted model, not a curated record. Gene Ontology annotation, molecular function: methyltransferase activity. The transcript has 2 exons. Lineage: Eukaryota; Fungi; Ascomycota; Eurotiomycetes; Eurotiales; Aspergillaceae. Bases 1 to 1830 code for a protein of 609 amino acids. Gene Ontology annotation, cellular component: nucleus.